AUGACCUCCGCUAACAGCGGCGAUGGCCAGAGCAGCUCAACAAGGGCACACUUCACGCUAGUGCAACUGUUGGCGCAGGGCCACACCAUCCCCAGGAUCGACAUGGCGUGCCUGCUGGCAGAGCAUGGCGCGCAGGUCAGCUUCAUCACCACGCCGGUGAACGCCUCCAGGUUGGCAGGAUUUGCAGCCAAUGUGAAGGCGAUGUUCCUGGUGAUUCAGCUCGUGGAGCUCCAGUUCCCGGCCGCUGAGUUCGGCCUACCGGACGUUUGUGAGAACCUCGACAUGAUUCAUACCAUGGACCUGCUCUCAAAAUUCCUGAAGGCCAUCGGUGCGCUUCAGGAGCCGCUCAUAGCCCACCUCCGUGAGCAGCAGCACUCGCCUCCGAGCUGCAUCAUAUCUGACAUGAUAAACUGGUGGAGAAGUGACAUUGCCAGGGAGCUCGGCAUCCCGAGGCUCGCCAUUAUUGACUUUUGUGGUUUCUCAUCCCUAGUCAGGCACAUCACUUUUCAAACCAAUGUAUUUGACCAUGUCAAAGAUGAAAAUGAGCUCGUCAUGAUCACGGCGUUCCCAACACCACUAGAGUUGAAGAAGGCUAAAUCCCCUGGAGGCGUUUCCAUUCCUGGUGCGGACCAAAUCCAUGGCAUGAUCCUUGAGGAGACACUGAGAUGCGACGGUGAGGUCAUUAAAAACUUUCAGGAGCUUGAGGCAUUGUACAUCGAAUCGUUUGAGUAG
Molecule: messenger RNA, 732 nt
Organism: Triticum turgidum subsp. durum (durum wheat)
Lineage: Eukaryota; Viridiplantae; Streptophyta; Magnoliopsida; Poales; Poaceae
Source: the annotation of a GenBank genome assembly